UCCUCCCGAGAUGGCACGAAGGUUUGACGGGCUCUCACCGACCACUCUACGUCUGCGUCUCAAGGAGGAAAUUCCCUCUCUCUCGGAGAGCAUCCUCGACAACAUCCUUGAGCACAAGAUUGAUGGGGAAGUGUUUUUGAGUCUAAAUGAUGAAAAUCUGCGUGAAAUAGCUCCGCUUCUUGGCGACCGUCUGAAAAUCAAGCGGUUGAUAUCGGAAACACUUGUGAAACUGGACACUCCUCCUAGCAGCACAUCACCUAAUACUCCCUCAACUGGUCCGCUGGUCCUGUUACCAAGCCAUUUGAAGGACUGACCUCUUUCCAUCAGCAGCUUCACUAUUGUCGCAAUAAACUCAACUUAAUUGUAAGUUUAUACACUAACCCAUAUCUUCCUUGCACGUGUGUACAUAUACAGGUAUACUAGUAGGCGAAUGCAUGGCAUUUUUGG
Messenger RNA from Geodia barretti, 447 nucleotides. The record is from the annotation of a GenBank genome assembly. Lineage: Eukaryota; Metazoa; Porifera; Demospongiae; Tetractinellida; Geodiidae.